Messenger RNA from Ostrea edulis (European flat oyster), 4718 nucleotides. RefSeq lists its product as uncharacterized. The transcript has 3 exons. The record is from RefSeq and is a predicted model, not a curated record. NCBI's taxonomy places the organism in Eukaryota, Metazoa, Mollusca, Bivalvia, Ostreida, Ostreidae. Bases 120 to 1373 code for a protein of 417 amino acids. Gene Ontology annotation, molecular function: protein binding.
UCAUAAACUUCGUAGUUGGAAAACGCUCCAUAAUUCAUACAUGGCUCUGGAAGAAAAAAAUACAAUUUGGAGAUUUUACGUCAUGACGCUUUCAUAAAACUGACUUCAAAACUUUACACAUGAAUAUUCUCGUUCUGAUUUCCAAGAUGAAACGAUCACUAGUCCUUACGUUAGUGUUGAUUUCUUUCAUGCAAUCAUUUGCUUUUUCUGUUCUCACGGACAACAAAAAUAACAAUGUAACUCAACUGGACGUAAGUGGACUUGACUCGGAAAAUGUGGACGUUUUCCGGCAGCUCCUGAACCAAGAGACACUCAUCAGAAUGGCCCUUGUAAAGAAUGUGCACGCCUUGAUGAAAGACAUGGUCGAUCUGAAGCAAAUCAUGAAGACGUUAGAAGCCACACAGCAGAAAACGGAUUUAGAAGUGACAAACUUACAACAGGAAGUAGAUUCAAUGAAGCGUGAAAACCAGAAACUUGACCUUGAAAACAGGAAGUGUGAGGACACUUUGAACACCGUCAAACAAAACUUUACACAGAUCAACGACCAUUUUCAGGAGUUUGUAUUGCAGUUGGAGGAGAAAAGAGAAACAUUUGAGAGAAACACUAGCACGGUACUCAGUGAUUUAAAAGUGGAAGUUCGGUAUCUCUCAAUUACUCUUCUUGAUUUGAAUAGACACACAUUAGAAGUUGACAAGGGUAUUCCUGAAAUUAUAGAGGAAAAGUAUGAAAUGUUAUCAUCAAGACUGAAUGAUACUAUGGCGAGAUUGAGCAGUGAUUUAGUCUUAGCGGACAGCAAGGUUUCCAAAUCGGUAUCUGACCUCAAACAUUCGCAAAACAGCAUCAUAACUUCAAGUUUUGAUGAAGUCAAUAAGACGAUUGUUGACCUGAAAGCGGAGCUGAGACAAUCUCAGUAUGACCAACUUAAGCUGUCCUCUACAGUGUCGGCUCUGGAGGUGUUCCGAAUGAAUAUGACAAGCAACAAAUGCGACUUGUCUAGGAAGGUGGCCUUUACUGCCUCCGUGUCAUCAUCAAGUGGCUCCUGGAACAGCGGCACCUUGGUGUUUCCCGUGGUCAUCACUAAUGUGGGAAACGGAUACAACCCCAGCAACGGAAUAUUUACCGCUCCUACUAACGGGAACUACGUGUUUUUCGUGAAUGUUCAGAGUAAUGCAGCUCAAAUUAUUUAUGCUGACAUCGUGUUAAAUGGAUCAACAAAGGUCAGAACUAUGGGAUAUAACGGAAGUUACGCCGCUGGCCUAAAUCUGGUGGUGCUAGAUCUUCAGAAAGGAGACACAGUGUGGGUCAAACAUUACUCUGGAAAAGGUUACUACACCGACGGUUCUAUUACUACAUUCUCAGGGUUUCUGAUUUGACAGGAUGCCUAAAAUAUUACAUUUGACGGAAUUUUUAACCACAAUUUUCAUGUCACGCUUUGUUCUUGCAGUAGAAAUAUUUACCUUUAAAUGAUUUUAGAAUAGUCUUCUCCGAUGUAAAAAAAAAAUAUCGGCAUAAUGUAUCGAAACUUUUAACUUCCAGUAGUUUAAAUUCCAAAAAAAAAUCAAAAAAAAAAAUCAAUGUUUUCCAUUGCUAGGAGUAAAGAGUGUCCGCCUCACGACACACGGCUUGUACUAACAGAAUACAACAAGCAGGGGAUUAUUCAGUAUAGUAAGUAAAAUCCCAGGUGAUUGGAGGAAGGCUAUUCUAGUGCUGUUUAUAAGGAAAAUAGUAAAGCAGACAUGCUUCAGACAGCUUUGGGCAGGUUAUGGAGGAAGGGUUGAUUAGUUGUACAUGAAUAUUGUUUAACGUCCCUCUUGAAAAAUUUUCACUCAUAUGGAGACGUCACCAAUACCGGUGAAAGGUUGCAAAAUUUAGGCGUUUAUGAUCUUUGAGCAGGGAGGGGGAUCUUUAUCGUGUCACACCUGCUGUGACACGGGGCCUCGGUUUUGAGGUCUCAUCCGACACGCAAGGUGUACUGAGGACAUAUUCUAACCCGGAUCCCCACGGAAGUUGGUGGAAGGGUAUUAUAGUUAUUAUUUAAUGCCUCGUUCACACGAAGAAUUUAAUUCGCAUUAAACGUAAGUUAAUGCGAAUUAAAUCUGAACCGCGUUCACACGGAUAUUUUAAUGCGCAUUAGUUUACUUCGAAUUAAAAUUGACGUCGCGAUUUAAUGCGAAUUAAAUUUACUUCACAUUAGCUCCGUGUGAACGCUAAGCGAAGCUAAUUCGCAUUUAAAAAUGUACACACAUGCGUAAUGGCAAAUUUGGGUCACAUGCAUCAUACCCAUGGUCAACUAUAUAUAUUAAUGCCUCGUUCACACGGAUGCGCAUUAAAUUUUACUUGGCAUCAAAUUUGAUGCGAAGUAAAAUAAUGCGCAUUAAAUUAAUUCGAAUUAAAUAGCGUUUACACGGCGGUAAUAUUUAAUGCGAAGUAAACUAAUACGCAUUACAUUUGUAUGCAUCUCCAUUAAAAGGUUCGCGAAAUAAAUUAAAGAAUAGACUAUGUUAUUGAAAAUUAUUAUUAUACAUAUUUUAAUGAAUAUUGUGUAGAUACAGAAUUCUUUGUUCAAAACGCUCGCUAUAUAGGCCUAUAUGUAGUAUACUACAUGUGUACAAUUUACAUACAUAAAUCUACACAUAAGAAGUUUUUUGUCAUGUUUAUUUAUAUGUUCCCAAGAAAUUACUUGUUAUUUCCUCUGACAACCAGCAUUCAAUCUAGACAAUAUAUUGUUUCUUCAUGGACCCAAUUUUAAAACUUCGGAGUCUUUUUCACCAUUCCGCUGACUACUGUUGUGACGUAAUUUUUAAUUACUAAUACGUAUUAUAAGUCUACUAUGACGUCAUAUGGUAUAAAAAUUAACAAUGAGCGGCACUUUUGUUUUAAAAAAUGUAAAAAAGAAAAUUAUAGUAUCACUAUUUUAAAAGAUUGUUGUCGUAUUUAAAAACAAUUCCUUCCACAUGUAUUACUCAGUAUGCCUAUGCAGAGCACAUAUUUACGUCUGACAUUAUCUAAUGACAUGCUGUUUGUACAUGUUUUUAGUGGUUAUUAUCAUUUUGCUUAGUUUUUCGUACAAAACUAUCAUUGAAAUAUAUAGCUGACCAUAGGUAUGAUGCAUGUGACCCAAAUUGGCCAUUACACAUGCGUCUACAUUUAAUUCGAAUUAGCUUCGCUUAGCGUUCACACGGAGCUAAUGCGAAGUAAAUUUAAUUCGCAUUAAAAUCGCGACGUCAAUUUUAAUUCGAAGUAAACUAAUGCGCAUUAAAAUCUCCGUGUGAACGAGGCAUAAUGUCAGUUUUGUACGAAAAACUAAGCAAAAUGAUAAUAAUCACUAAAAACAUGUACAAACAGCAUGAUGCAAAACUUUUCCGUCUUUUUUUUCUUGGUAUACCUCCAUCCAACGACAAAAUAAUAAAUCAUUCCUUAUCAUUUAAUAUUUUAAAACAUUGAGUUUAUAUGAUAAAACAUUAUUUGAUUUGAGUUGAAUUAACGAGUUAUUCUUGUACUACAUUCUAUGUCAUUUCGAGAUGGGCGUAGUAAUUUGUGAAUACACAACUUAAGGUAGAUCGAUCCUCAUGUGAUGUCAUAGGUUUUUGCAAAAUCUUUAUUUAAUUAAAUUUUGCGCAUGAUAGAAAUAUAUUUUUCAGAGGAAUUUCAUUCACUGAAUAAAAAAAAAUUGGUAAACUUUUGAUACUGAAUUUUUUUUAAUUUUCCAUAGAUAAUCAAUUAUUUAUAAUUUUAAAAAUGUUGUCAAGGACAAUGACUCCUAUGCUGGAAUUUCCUCUAUUGCAUGUCUAUGACACAAUGAUUUCCCUAAUAUCCACAAUUAUUAUAUAUAUAUAUAUAUAUCUGAAUUAGCAGUUUUCUUAAACUGUUGACAUUUAAAAUUUGUCAUUUCAGUAAGUUUUCAUUAAUUUUCAUUAUUCUGUUUAAUGAAAAUGUGUGAUUUUUUAAUUUUGAUAUAUACUUCUGUUUUUGUAUGUCUGACAUCUUUAAGAAGGUGGCAACAUACACAUUUUAUUUGGUUAUUGAUUAAAUUAAACUAUAUUACAGUUUUUCCAAUUUUAACAAUUCAUAUUGAUAAGUCAAAUGAGGAUCAAUCCACCUUAAAAAAACAACUAAAUCCGUUAGGCCUAGUGGCGACAUCCACGAACUGUUAUUUACUUUUGAGCAAACGGGUUUCUUGUGGACUGAAGAAUGCAGUUUUAAAAGGAUGAGUUAGAGAUAAGUCCUGUUGAGAGAAAAUUGCAGGAAUUUUGAUGAGUGGAACUGGAAUUAAGUGCAAAGUUUGAUGUCGGUACUAACGGAAAGCGUGGGACACGUGCAUAAUCAAGAUGUGGGAUGCCAGGUAGGGUUCUCUUGAGGGUUGUCACGGCUACCAGUUGGACAAGUGAGUGUUAUACAGAGGGUUUUUCGAGUUUAUCAGUGAAUUUCUAAGGCGUCACAGCUGUUGUAAGGUCGCACGGAAGCCUUGUUAUGGUGCCAACUUAUAAACGUUCGAACCCAUAGUCGUUAAGGGCUACGAUAUUGCAGUAUAUAUCUGGUUGUUUAACUCUCAGCCCGGAAUUUCAAAAGGAAGUUUCGUGUGUUGCUGCUGUUUUUUUUUUUUUUUUGGGGGGGGGGGGUAUCCUCAAUUAGCCAUGUUUAUUUCAUUUUGCAUAAUUAAUCAUUAUUUAUAUUUGAUAUUUGUUUGUCUUUGUUUAAUAAAUUCAUUUAGAUCGAUA